UCGUCACCGCCCAACAUCGGACUUCGGAGCCGCGCCACAGUCACUAAACAUUGUGUGUCUCCGGGGGACACACCCUGCCCGGAGAUAUUGGGGACUGUAAAAUGCGAUAUCGGGCUGCGGUGGAAUUUUGCCUAAACGGAAACGCAUCUUCGCGCGGUUCAAUUUCAUAACUUGUGAAUUCCGUGCACCAGGUACGACCCAGAGCCGCACCGUGUGACACACCUGUGUCCCCCCGGCAGCGUUGGCUUAUCAGUGGGAGCUGGCCGUCGGUCUCGCCCGAAGUUCAACGUUGCCCUCGGAGCAUAUCUACUGCCAGUGCGUGUAUUCGAUUUGCUGAUAGUGGCACUACGACCACGACGGUCUCUUCCCGACGAUAGUGUGCAACAACCUGCGUGGGCUAGAGGAGCAAUUGGUCUGCGGAGGAAAAUCAGUCCACAAACGGUUGCCCGUGAAGACGCCCGAGGGGUCUUGCUGAGUGUGCCGGGAUCCAAAGACACGAAGUGAGACAAUCGACCGGUAGAGUUGGUGGCGAGCAUGUGAAAGGAGUGCGAUCUUCGCGCAGACCAACAUUAAGAAGCAUGGCUCGAUCGUGCGUAGUGAUCGUGUAUUUCGUGCUGCUGUGUGGUGUGUGGCAGCAUGCGGCAAGUGGCUUCGAAGACGGAAGCGGCCUGCCGAAGGAAACGUACGAAGAGUACGAUGAUGACACACCGUACCAUCGACCGAUCGAGCACCCGAGCGACGAAGGUGAAAGCUUCGAAGCUGCCGGCCUGUUGGAGUACGACAUACUGGACCCGAUCACUGAUGAUGACAUUUUUUAUUCAGGAGACUACGACGACGUAGAGCCGCCGGACAACUCGUCUGAUCCAGCGCCGGAAGAACCGCCGGUGCGAGAGAAUCCGUCGAAGGAUUCUGAUCUGCACAGUGUCUCCCCCGUCAGUGUUCGACAUGAUUUCGAACCGAGUGAUAGCGAUCGUGCUGUCGAUAAUAAAACUACGCUCGGUCCGAUCAUGGUGCCAUCUGCCGCAGUGCUACUUGAAGCUGCUUCCACAAUGAAGGUCUUCGAAAUGUCCACAACCACCAGCAGUGGCAGUAGCAGUAGCGUAACACCAUCUGGCUCUUCUGAAAUGCCGGCGACCUCAGUGACUGGCGAGGACGAAAAUAAUUGCAAACGCUAUCAGAAAUUGGCCAACCAGCCGGUUUUUCGCAGCGAAACCGUGAACGUCAUCCGCAAGUGUUGUCCAAUCGGCGAGCGCCUGUUGCGAGACGGCACGAAGUAUGUGGAUUGCGGAACGGAAGACUUCGCGUCUGGACCGAUGAGUCCCACCUUCGACAUGCGACCCAUCGUAGCGCAGUUCUACGACGGAUGCAUCGAAGAUCUGGAGGAGGACAUUCAACUGAGCAUUGUCCUCGGUGACCCGUGCCCGAUGGACCGGGGCCUGUUGGCGUUCGGUGCGAAGACGAACGACACCCUGUACGUGAUUCAAAACGGAUCGUUGCUGGUAAUCUUUAACGCGGUCGAAGAGUUUCACGUCUACAAUGCGUACUGUCUCGAUUACGACGCGAGAGAUGGGUCGAUGCUGGCGUACGUUUGCGUCUCGGAGGUGGAACUCUUGCCGGACGUCAUUGCCGGCCAGUUGGUGAUGCUGACGCUGUGCCUCAUUAUAGCGGUACCACUGUUGCUGGUGACGGCCAUUCUGUACACCAUCGUACCCGAACUGAACGAUAUCCACGGGAAGGCGCUGGCCAUGAAUUGCGUCAACUUUGCCGUCGCGUUGCUGCUGGAAACCUUUUUCCAGCACCGAACCCACGGCAAACGGGCGGAUUCGGAUGAGAUUGUGUUGGAAAGCUACGCCGAGUACUUCAUACUGGCCACGUUCUUCUGGCUCAUGGUGAACCUGGUCAACAACUGUCUACACGCUUGGUAUUUUCUACCACGUGACCGAGACCAGCGAGGAGAAAAAAUCCGAUUCGCUAUCUACGCUGCCGUGGCCCAGUUGGUUCCGCUUUGGAUCAUUUCAAGGUUUGCUCCAAACGCACACAGCGUACGCGUCGUGAAGAACUAUUUCUUCAUAACGAUCAUCAUCACGCUGAUCCUCAACACGAUAAGUCUUUUCGUAACAAUCGCUGGCCUGCGGCGGGUCAUAGCGCUACACCACAACUAUAAAGAUAUCCGACACCGUUUGAUAGCAGCCAAUCGUACGUCGGAGAUAUCUUCCCUUCCCAAGAUACAGUGUGACCGAUUAAACAAGGUUAUUUAUAUAAAUAAGUACACCACUCUACUGUUUCUGGUGAUGGCCACCGUUUGGAUCGUUACGAGCGUCACCUACUACACGACGGGCGAGAUUCCGAUCUUUUUCGACAUCCUGUUCGGUUUUCAGGGCAUUUUCAUCUUCCUAAUCUUUGUCUGUAUGCGCAAACCGUUCCGCGCUGUUCAGAACUGGUUCUUCCGCCAUGGCUACUGCACCAGUUGUUGUUACAACGACGGGAAACCACAGUCACCAAAUAACCGCCGCGAACCAAUGAUGAUGGCCCGUUCCGUGCCAAACGGCGAGCCUGUCAUGACGGUCCUUCAGCCACUGAUGAUGAGUCCCGCACGGUCCAUAUCGACGACGGAAUCGAUACCGUGCACGCCGGGCGGCGCAGAGAGCGGCAAACGGCGGGUUCGAAGCAAAAAUCCUUUCAUGUACGUGGCGCACGAACCCGGUACACAUCAUGCUCACGCUGCGCCUGAAUGAUAGAUUGCCAGAUCGCACACUGCCGCACACUACAAAAAAACUGAUACCGGUUUCUCGCUGGUAUCCAACGAAUACAAACUCUUCUCUUUCUAGCUUUACCUGUGUGGGUUACUAAUUUUAUAAGCACUACAAUACUGGUUCCAUACUGACAUCAUUCCUUUUCCGGAUCGCUUACUAUCCAUAAAAAUUCGUACAAAUAAUUUACAACACAACUGUCUCACUUCCAGAGGCGGUAGCACAGUAAGAUUAAACUAUUGUUCAUUUUCAUAAAGGUUCCUUUUAUUGGUCACAAUCGUCGAUGUGAAGAAAACACGGUUCCGUUAACAAGAUGCACAAAACAAUAACAUUUAGACACGUUAGGAACGGUUUCAAUCUAAAAGGAUUUCGUAAACCGGCCGAAUGGUGGCCAUUUUGUAAGUCAAAUUGCUUUGCAGGCGUCGCGGAUUAACUUUGCGGAGAGAACGUUUCACUGUAGUGCAACUUGAAAACAAAACUGUGACACUGUACAAAACAACAAAAGGUAAACCACGGUGGCACCCCAUCUAGAACUGUACUUACUUUAAUAAAAAAAUAACAAGUUUUUAUAAAAUAAGCCACGGGCUUCGCACAAGCCGCAUCUACUGUGUCGCUAGCAGUACUACCAGAGCACACGGCAUCAUUUACUUUACAUACAACUCUAUGGUAAAAUAAAAACAAA
Messenger RNA from Anopheles bellator, 3432 nucleotides. Its product is annotated as probable G-protein coupled receptor Mth-like 14. Gene Ontology annotation, molecular function: G protein-coupled receptor activity. Lineage: Eukaryota; Metazoa; Arthropoda; Insecta; Diptera; Culicidae. The record is from RefSeq and is a predicted model, not a curated record. Bases 579 to 2735 code for a protein of 718 amino acids. The transcript has 5 exons.